AUGGCUGAAGAAUCCAGUGUGUCGGAAUUGUUCGUAGACUCACCAUUGCCCACCAUAUAUCUGCCGCCAUAUGGUGCAUCGUUCCAGAGGGGUCAGAAAAUAGCUGCGAGGGAUAAGAGUGUCACAGCUCAAUGGGCAAACGUGGUCCUGCCGGACUAUCGGCUGCACGAGAAACAAUUCGACUUCCAGAGUCACCCUCGCUUCCCGGAGUUUAGAAGGAUCUUGAAAGAUUUGACAAUAGCUCCCCAAACACUUGCCAUUACAUCGAAGUUUAUUGCAAGUGAAGGCUCAACAGUUCUGGCGGUGGAGUCACAGCUCCUGCAUCCACUAUGGCAGUUGUUGGAGUUGAACACGCAUACAGCAUCCAAAGCAACUGCAAAGAAUAAGAACAUCAGCAUCUCCCAGUGCCUGCAGGAUGCUGCCCUUCCAGAUGAGGAGGUAUUUAUUCAACUUCAGUCAGAGCUCUGGAGCGGUAAAAACCCUCGAGACAUGGCUGGAGGUGUUCGUGCAGACAUGAUCUUUUCUGUGCUGUUCUUUCCAAAGGACUUCAGGGAGACUCGCGGAAUGAAGAAGCACCGCCAGACGCGGGACACAAUGCUGCUGACGGAGAGCCCAUUCAGUGCAAAGGAGCAACGGGGAGACACUUCGGACUCAGCCAAGCAUCCAUGGGAACCAGUUUUAUUGCCAUAUGAGGUCAAGUGCUUAAUGCUGAGUCACCAAAACCGGGUAACGAAACUAGGCCAAAUAGAUAUGAAGGCAGUCAAAGACAUUGCAGACCACCAGAUCGCGCUGGGAGGAACUAUACGCACGGGACAGUUACCCAGCCAAGGUAUAAAGGGGAUACGAUCUUCUCUUCAGCAGACACUGCGCUACUCUGUGCACUAUGACGCUAGGAGGACCGCUCUGGGAGACUACAGAAAUAACCUGGUGCUGCAGUUACCGAGCACCAUCAAAGAGGACUUGCAAAAGGCAGUAGUCGCUUCCCAGAGACGUGGCUCAGGAGGUAAAGAUAAUCAAGGGGUCCGAUCAAAAGGGAAAGAAAGGAGCAAAUUGCGGAGCAGCCAGAGGCUCAGGAAAGAAGAAGACAAGCAAAGGGAAUUUGGUGAUGAGCCGGGGGUGGGAACCUCCAAGAAUAGGCCAGAAGGAUCCAACAAGGAGGUGUCGGUCACUUUUUUGGUAGGGAACAUUUCUGAGGAGAAUGAAGCCAUACCAGUUCUUGGUUCCGAGGCGGAGGGGGAGCCAGAUAUUGAAGAUCAACCACCAUACAAGAGGGUAAAAUGGAUGUAUGCAGCGGAGGACAAGGCACGUUGCCUCCUCCUCUUUUCCUUGUGGCUUGCAGUGGACGACCUGCAUGUGUUUCUCCAAAAAGCACAUAAUAUCGACAGUAAGGAGAAGAAAGACGCUGAAGUCGCACAGGGCGAGGCUAGCCACAGACCGCAGAUGGUAGUGUCACCGAAUCUGAUCCAGGAGCCAGAAGGGAGCGGUUCGGGUCGGCAGUAG
This is a messenger RNA of Gloeophyllum trabeum ATCC 11539, 1500 nucleotides long. RefSeq lists its product as uncharacterized. The coding region runs from base 1 to 1500 and encodes 499 amino acids. Lineage: Eukaryota; Fungi; Basidiomycota; Agaricomycetes; Gloeophyllales; Gloeophyllaceae. The transcript is spliced from 3 exons. The record is from RefSeq and is a predicted model, not a curated record.